Aspergillus homomorphus CBS 101889 is the source of this 2305-nucleotide messenger RNA. RefSeq names its product Myb-like DNA-binding domain protein. NCBI's taxonomy places the organism in Eukaryota, Fungi, Ascomycota, Eurotiomycetes, Eurotiales, Aspergillaceae. The transcript has 2 exons. The record is from RefSeq and is a predicted model, not a curated record. Gene Ontology annotation, cellular component: nucleus. Gene Ontology annotation, molecular function: protein heterodimerization activity; histone binding. The coding region runs from base 319 to 1986 and encodes 555 amino acids.
GAAAUCUCCGCUUUGAGCAAUUCUUGCUGCCGUGCUUCAACUUCAGUUAGAUUGCGCCGAAAGGCAUGCUGGUCAUCGGAGACUCAGAUAGUCACAGUUUAUACACUUAUCGACUCUGACUCGUGCCCCUAAAUUGCAAUUUAACUGUCGCUGAAUGGCUUCGCAUAAUCUCACCUAGCAAACGAUCCGUCCAUUGCGAUUGUGCCAAACUCCUACAACCUUCUUGUCCAGUGUUCCGUUUCACGAAGCCGGUGCUCUCACGUCCUCUUCCCGUCUUUCUUUCAGUCCUCCGAUCGCUGCAAUUAAUUUACAAACCCAAUGGAGCCACCUUCCAAGCGAGCCCGGCUCUCGUUGUCCGAAGAGCCAGAGGAUGACGGGGACGAUAUCGACAUCCACGAAGCGCGGGCGCAGAACGAUCAACGAUUAAAGUCCAUCUUUGAGGGGAUCUUCGAAAAGUACGGCCGAGACUUCACGGACGUAGGAGACGAGAUCGAUCUGCAGACGGGGAAGAUCAUUGUGAACAAUGGCCACAUCCAAGAAAUGGAGGGAGACGGCAAAACCGGCGGCGAGACGCUAGACUGGGAAAUCGAGCGCGAACGCGAGCUGUCUGUCGCAUCGGACGGGAAAGCCGAUCUUCAUUCUGCCUUGCGCGAUACCGACAAUCAUUUGGCCGCGGGAAUGGAUGGUGCGGAUGAUAGUCCACGGCCUCAAGCUACCGCGCCGUCGAUCCAGGAACCGCACCCCGGCCCGGCUACACUUCACCAGCCGUCUUGGGAAGCCGGUUCCGCCCAACAUGGCUGGGGUGCAGAUAAUGAUGAUGAUGACGGGGCCAGUGUGGAUUCCCUGCUGGAUAAUACCUUGCGCAUCGAGAGCAUCCUGGAUGGAUCGGCAGAGCAACGCGGCCACGCAGAGACCACCGGCAAGCUCGUGACCGAAAAAGCAAAACCUGCGGCUGAUGCACCCGCCCAAUCCCAGGGCGGCAGGCGCAGUGAGGCGGUGGAGGAGGUAUGGCGUGUUCCUGAGAUCGAUGCGAGCUUCUCCACGCCGACUUGGAACAGGUCACGGCCGGCGCCCUCGGUGAAUCUCGCUCGCUCGCAGUCUCCACCGGAGGCCGGCUCCCUCUGGUCACUGCCCGCCAGGUCGUCGCGACGGGCCUCGCGAAAGGGCCAUGUAAGGAUCAUGAAAGGCAAACAACAGCGAAGGCAGCAGAAGGUCACGCAGUCGAGUCCGGUUGUCUGCGACUGGUCGUUCGCGGAGACCCCCGAUGGAGACGAAUCCGACGACCCGUUGCAGGAGGACUACGAGCCGUCACCGACUCCGAAGCGAAGCAUACAUGUUCGCGGGGCGGCCUCGACGAAGAAGGAGCAUUCGCCUCGUCAAAUGAGAUACCAAUGUUCGGAUUGCAAACAGGUUUACGUACGUGACGGCUACAUUACCCAUCUCAAGGAUAUUGCAUCCAGGCCCUUCGACGGCCAACAUGAUCAGGCUGAGGUAACACGCCGACUUGAUACGCUGGCCAGCGAACCCGCUCUGGAGUCGCAGUUUGAGACUACUUUAGCGACCACGCCUAGCAUACUUACGGGUUCAAUGAAGGCCUCAGCUCAGUCGCGUGUAAAGCGGACCGUGGAAGAUGACCCCACUCCUACCAAGAAACGCGCUCGAAACGUCAUCCAGCCGGAUGAAGCGAAGUUGAUUAUCACAAUGAGACAAGUACAGGGGAAGAAAUGGAAUGAGAUCCUUGACUGCCUGCCGCAUACGAAGCUGACUUCUCUAAUCCAAUGGAACCGCACUCACUGGAGUGAUCGCCGGGCUAAUCCACCAUUAUUAUCCAAGCCUUGGUCCGAAGCGGAGCGGGCCAUCCUAGAUAAAUUCAAAGAGCAACAAGGCCUUAGUUGGACCACGAUCCGCGAAGGACUACCUGGCCGACCACAUGCCGAGAUCGAAUUCGAGCUAUUGCAGCUCUGGGCUGACGAGGAUACAUUGUGACAUUGCCCAGCGACCAGAAUGAUUGGACGACAGGCUCGAUCGGUCGCGACGAAUCGAAUGGCAGAUGAACCACAACUGAGUCAGGACUUCGAUUCUGACAUGCAGUCUGUCAGCGGGUCCGAUCGGCCUCAGCACGUCAACUUUCAGAUCCCGAUUUCCGUGUGCUGACCCCUACUCGAACUGACGCAAGCGAACAAUCACGAUUCGCUAUCAUGGUGCUCCGGAUGAACCCGAGUAUAUCCUAGGCUGUCGGAUUAGGCGGCAACGGAUCGAACGAUACAUCACCUUGUCAGACACUAGCAGCAGCAAUACCAUUAGU